AUGGAUAUCGAGAAGAAGCCCCGCGCCAGCAUGGACGAGAAUGAGUCUUGUGACUCCAAGAGCCAGGGGCAAGUCAUAUCUCCUAAGCCUGAAGCGCUUCAGCAUCUUUCUGAUGAGGAAGUCACGGCUCUGGAGAAGCGUCUCAGACGCAAGAUUGAUCUUCGCUUACUUCCUUGUAUGAUCUUGAUCUACAUCAUGAACUAUCUUGACAGGAACGCUAUUGGAGCUGCUAGACUUGGCGGCAUGGAGGAGGAUCUGGGAUUGAAGGGCAACGAGUUCCAGACUGCCGUGUCUGUCCUUUUCGUCGGCUAUGUUCUCAUGCAAGUUCCCUCCAACAUGCUGCUGAACAAAAUCGGAAAGCCAGCCUCGUACCUUACGGCUUGCAUGAUCGGAUGGAAACAGGGUGUUCUGUGCGCCUCCACCGGAGCUGUCCAUAGCUUUGGUGCACUCACUGCAGUCCGAUUCCUCCUUGGCUUCGUCGAAGCGGCCUUCUAUCCCGGCGCUAUGGCAACCCUCAGCGCCUGGUACGUGCGAAAGGAACUUGGCGUUCGAACUGCGAUCUUCUACUCGGGAUCUCUCAUCUCGUGUGCUUUCUCCGGACUGAUCGCCGCCGGCAUCAUUGACGGAAUGAAUGGUGUCGGUGGGCUUCUGGCCUGGCGAUGGAUCUUUAUCCUCGAAGGCUCAGCCACUGUUGUCAUCGCCUUCUGCUGCUACUGGAUUCUCCCCGACUUUCCAGCAACCACCAAGUGGCUCACUGAAGAGGAACGCGCCAUUGCUCUGUGGCGUAUGGAGGUCGAUGCCGCUGGUGAAGAGGACUGGACUGCAGGCGACCAGCAAUCUCUCUUUCAUGGAUUUAAGCUGCUUCUCCAAGACCCCAAGAACUGGAUCUUGAUUGUUGUCUGCUACGGAGCUGCUAGCGCUAUUGCUAUUAACAGCUUCUUCCCUACUAUCGUGAAGAGCAUGGGCAAGGACAGAAUCACCACCCUCUUGCUUACCGCACCUCCAUAUCUACUGGCAUGCAUCGUCUGUGCGGUUGUCGCAUGGAACGCUGACCGGGUUCAAGAGCGCUUCUGGCAUACGAGCUUGUCUAUUGCCUGUGCGCUCGCAGGCUUCAUCAUCUCAGCUUCUACCACCGGUAUUGGCCCUCGCUACUUUGGCGCCAUGAUCAUGCUGCCUGGUAUCUAUUCUGGUUUCAACAUGUCCAUGGUAUGGACCGCCAACACCAACUUCCGACCUGUUUCUAAACGAGCUGCCGCGCUGGCAUUCAACAAUGCCCUGGCAACCAUCUGCAGUAUCUAUGGAUCUUUCUUGUAUCCCAACGGCGCUGAACCGAGAUUCAUUCUAGCCUUUAGUGUCAACGCUGCCAUGGCCACCAUCGCUAUCAUUGCCAGUGUUGCCCUUCACUUCAUUCUCAAGCGUGCUAACCGGAAGCUGGAACUUAGAGAGGCCGAGGAGGAAGCUGCGGGACGACAUCUUCCUGGAUCUGGCUUCCGAUAUCUUACCUAG
This is a messenger RNA of Fusarium oxysporum Fo47, 1506 nucleotides long. RefSeq names its product major facilitator superfamily domain-containing protein. The transcript has 4 exons. Gene Ontology annotation, molecular function: transmembrane transporter activity. Gene Ontology annotation, biological process: transmembrane transport. The record is from RefSeq and is a predicted model, not a curated record. Bases 1 to 1506 code for a protein of 501 amino acids. Gene Ontology annotation, cellular component: membrane. Lineage: Eukaryota; Fungi; Ascomycota; Sordariomycetes; Hypocreales; Nectriaceae.